Molecule: messenger RNA, 3645 nt
Organism: Zingiber officinale
Lineage: Eukaryota; Viridiplantae; Streptophyta; Magnoliopsida; Zingiberales; Zingiberaceae
Exons: 10
Coding region: 1602-3287 (561 amino acids)
Biological process (GO): nuclear membrane organization
Cellular component (GO): nuclear envelope
Source: RefSeq, a predicted model, not a curated record
CUGCUCCUCCCAGUCCCACCGUAUUCUCUCCAAAAUUCUCUGUUUCCGCGCUUAUUCAAGAUCCUUGGCCUUCGACUUCCAAAGCUCUUCCUCAAUCAAUGCAAGAAGAUAAUGAUAGGCCCUCCUCUUCUCGUAAUGCUUUUGGAAAACUGAUAUCAUUCAUGCAAGAUAUUGAUGCAGAAUUGGCAGGACUUUCAUAUAAGUUUUUGUCAAGUUAAAAUCAUAAUAAAUUGUGAUUUUUGGAAAAUAUGUACAAAACUAUGUAGACUAUUUACAUAUUUUCUUGUAAAUUUAAUGUUUCCAAAUAAGAAAUUGCAAACAUUGUAUGUAUCCAUAAAGUUCCUUCCACAAUAAAUUGUAUUCUUCUCUUAAAAUUUUGUUAGAUUUCUAAUGGUUGAUUUUAGGUUUAUGGAAGUGUGAAUCCUUAGUUACUAUUAAUUGGCUUAGGUACAUAACCCAACUAUCCCAACUAUUAACUUGGUUCAGCCUUAAAGUGCCCAAAAUGCGUCCAAAUCAAGUUCAGUUUGAAACCAAUAGCUGAUUAAUUAUCAUGUCUACUCAAUGGGUUCUACCCAAACCUAACCCUACUUCAAUCGACCUCCAACCUGAAAUAUUGGUUCCAUUCAUCUUAAUUAGUAUCUAAAAUUUGAAAAACAAAAUAAUUUAAGGCACACAAAGAUUUGUAUAAGAUAAAAUUCGGUAUUUAACAGAUUUUCAUUCCAAAAUUAUAGUGUUGCAAAAGGUUUAGAAGAUAAGUGUUUUACUUCUGCACAUGCUCAGAUAUGGCAUUGGGGUGAGUAUCAAAUUCAGGCUGAGGCAUGAUGCUGGAUGCUGCAGCUUGGAAGCUGGCAUGCUAUAAUUGUUUCCAACAUGCUAUUUUUGUGAGCUACAACCAACCUAGGUCUCUGCCUUCAGUUCAUAUUUUCUAUGACAUAGUAAUUACCUUCUAUUUCGAAGUUUUCCCCAAUUGUGAUGGCUAGUGAGCAGUGACUGCAAUACAUGACAGAGAUCACUCACAUGGAUUAAGGGCUCCAUGAGUGGUGAUCUUCUAGAGCAAAAUCUGACAUGCACAGUGACAUGUCAGAGGCUUGUGCUAGAAAUGUACCAGCCAAUACAAUAUUAACAUAAUUUUCCACCUUUUUCAUCAUAGCUAAGGGUCAUCAUUGUUUGUGUUAACAUUUGUUAGUAUUCCUGAAGAUACAACCCUGCACGUGUUGGCAGAAAUGGAUCCAUGCAACUGAUCCAACAUAGGUGGACCAACUUCCAACAUAGUUCGACUUGCGGCUGUUGUAGGUCAUGUAUAAUUGAGUUCAGUGAACUGCAAGAAUGGUCUGUUCAGCUUAUUGUACCACUGUGUUCAAACUACAUCGUCACUAUUGUUUAGAUACUGCAGUGCACAGAUCUUAUUGGUGGAAAAAGGAUCCAUGUAAUUGAUCCAACUUCGUUGGAUUGACGGCUAUUGUAGAUCUUGUAUAAUAGAGUACAAUUGACUUCAAGAAUGGUGUAUUCAGAUGUGCAAACUACAAUUUUUCUAUUAUUUUAUUAGAGUCCUCUGUAUAUUGUAAUCAUAUGUAGCAAACUCUCAUGGUUUGAAUCCCUUGAUGAAUUUAAUUUCAAAACAUCUUCCAACAAAAGCAUGGCUUGGUUUUGUAAGUUGUGCCAUACCAUUUCACUUUGUCCAUCCACACAACUUCUGGCAGAAAAUUCCCGUGUCAGAUAUGCAGGCAAUUAAUCCUUUAUUGGGGGCUGAAAAAUAUCAGGUUUAUGCUGAUCCUUCUAAUGAUCAGGUCUUUGGUGAAGCAACUAAUAUGUGUGACAACAGUGGGAUCGCUGAAGUUGAACUGUGGCUCAAGCAAAGGACAUUUUCUAGAGAACAGUCCAAUUAUUUGAAGGAGUUAUUGCAGUCAAGGACGAGAGACUUUGAUUGCCAUGGAGAAACUGAAGGCAUAUUGAACCAAAAAGUUUCAAUUAAAUCACAAUCUACUGUGCUGCCUGGGCAUUUGUUAACACCAAAACCUGAGGAAUAUUUAAAGAUGAAAGUUGUAAAUGAUGUUAGUUCUUCAGCUGUUGAAAUUGCAAAAGCCUACAUGGAAGGACUGGUUACUGAGUCUUUCCAUGAACCUCGCAAGUCAGGAUUAAAGAAUAUGACUGCAGACAAUAAUGCAUUGGCAUCAGAAAUCGCUUGCUCAUCGGUGAUUAGAUCGCCUGUAUGCUGGCCUGGAGCAAUUGUGGAGAAUAAUGAAACCCAUCUUACUCUUAAAACUUCUAGAUCCAAGGUUGAGCCAUUUAGUUCCCGACGGGCUCCUUACUCUGGUUCGAUUUUCUCAAAAGCUAAGUUUCAAGAUGGUGGAGAACGUCGAAGGACUCAAACUGUUUCAUCAUUUGGGUGGAAGGAAUCUUCUACUGCUCUUAGUGGCAUCACAGUUCCCCCAAAGUAUGAUGCAUCAACUCCUUCCAAAGAAUUACUUGAUUCAAAUCUUGCUAUUUUUUCCUCUACGCCAUCAUCAAUUCCAAAUGCCAUGAAGAACUUAUCUUCCACUUGGAAAGCAAAUUAUGUUCCACCAAAAUCCAGUCAAGCAGCUAUGAAAAUACUGGAGCACCUCAAUAAAACCAUUCCUUCUCCCAAGGAGAAGCUGAUACAUGCAAAUCCAGAAGUACUUGAAAUUAAAUCUUUCUCAAACUUUGCUACUGAUUGCCAUGCAAAGAAACCUGCUGAUGAUGAAGAGGCAAAAGCCUCAUUGUUCAGUAAGGGUGUUGGUAAGGAAGAAAAUUUUUUUGAAGAAAAGGCUGUAGCCAUGCCAACUAUGAGCAAAGAUGAUAACGCGGUUUUGCUGUCUGCAACUCCAACUCCAAUGACCAAAGACCAUAAAUUGCCAGGGGCCAAUAAGAAGAGUUAUGAUGCAGCCAUUAAGGUUGCUGUUUCUGGUUCCACACCUCUAAAUGCUUCAUCCAAAACGCCAUCUAUGCCUGUCUUGACUUCAUCAUCAACAUACGUACCCUUCAAGUUUCCUGUUUCCAGCUCCACCUCUUUAAUUGCUUCCCUUGAACCACCAGCAAUGCCUGCCUCCACUUCACCUGCCAUGUCCACAAUGCCUACCUCUGCUGCUAAUAACAUGCCAUCAUUUAUCUUUAGCUCACCUUGCCCUAACAGUGGCCUCAAUUUCUCAUUAGCAACUACUUCCAACCCUACUGUGACUGACACACCAGAGCCGCAGUUCAAGUUCGGAUCUGGAGAUCAGCGCAGCUUAUCAUUCUGGUUUAGGAACACAGAAAGUGCACUCUAUUAGUGGUUAUUGAAAUACCAAUCAAGAUGGAAGCCGAUGGUUAUUUUCAGCAAGAUACAGACUUGUGGAGUGCUUAACUUGUACUCUAUGGUAUGCAAUAUACAACAGUGAAGUAAUUCUGAUCAACGAAUCCAGUUCACUUAGUGUGUUUGGUUGUCCUACAGAUUAAGCAAACAGCUAAUCAUUUUUUGAGUUGGCUUAGUUGAUAAAGAAAAAGUUAUAUGAUGUUUAACCAAGGAAAACAGUUUAAGAGCUACUUUUGUAUCUAUAACUACUGUAUAAGAUUGAGUAGGGAAUAUAUAUUACUGGUAGAAAGCUGGGAAGGACAAGCGUUUACCAUAGUUUGUGUGGUUAAUCCAAA